GUCAAACCAGCAGCAUUGUAGAGGUUAAGGCAGGCGGUGUAACACAACACACAAGACGUAAACUUUUUUAUUGUGUGGACCCACCUCCAAUCAAUGAAAAAGUGCCCCCAAAGGUCCCAAAAACUGACCACCUGCUCUCCCCCGCAAAGUCCCAUCGUUGCAGUGUGCUCAGGUGGUGCGUGAGGAAAAAAAUCAGCUUGUGGGGGUGUUCUGCAGCUCACGAGAUGAACAGUGAUUUAUUCCAUGAAUAUGCCAACGAAUCUGAGUUAAUCAGCGAAUUUAGGAAAUACAUGCACGAUACGGACAAUGUGGAGAAGGUCACCAACUACCUAUACAAUUCCCUGGUCGACGAUGCAAUUUUAGGUGUUGUCCUGGAAGUGCACUGUGACGUACGGACGGGGAUUACGGAGGCAAUUGAGGGAGAGCCCGAGGAUACGAAACCCUACGCUUUAAUCGACUUACCGGAUAUUGAUGUCUUCGGUGCGGCCAAUGCUAAGAAAGCUAUUGAUUGUACAUGCCCCAACUGUGAUAGAUCUGUAGCAGCCUCCAGGUUUGCACCCCAUCUCGAGAAAUGCAUGGGAAUGGGGAGGAAUUCCUCGAGGAUUGCCAGUCGACGGAUAGCCAGCACCCGCGGAACGAGUGAACAGCUCUUCGGCACUGGCAUUAGUGACGAUGAAGAUGAUGCAGACUGGUCAGGUGAGAAGAGAAAGAAGAAAUUCCAGCCCGUCCGAACUAAUGGCACAAAAAAGAACGGAAAGACUUCUUGAAAGUAGGAGAAAUCUUCGAAUUUUUGUUUUAAGCUGUCCAAGGAGAUUUUUAUUUAGUUUAAUUCUUCUCUCAGGUAUGACAAAAAAGUUUAUUUAAAAAUUCCACCCUCCUUUCCCUUAGGGAUGACUCCCUCCGCUCAAAAGAUCAUACAUUUUCAUGCCAAGAUUUCUUUCUAGAUCGCCCAACAUUCGCCAAGAGAUCAUCUUAUCAGUUGCUUCCUUCAUGUUUAUUUCUCUUUCUAAUCAAUCCCAUCAAUCCAUAAAUCCAAAUUGUACAUAAAUAGGACUACUUUGAGAGCUUUAUUUUACUCAAAAGAAAGAAAAAUCUACAUAUUAUUACCUAUCUAUAUAAUAUUAUUGUGUGAGAAAGAAAAUUGUAUAGUUGAUCGCCUCUUUUUCGUAAUAUCACUUUAGAGAAUAUUAAUGUGAGACCAUAGAUUUAUUUAGAGAGAAAGAAGAGAGAGAGAGAAAAAAAUGGAUAUCCAAAAAUUUAAAUUUCUUGAGAAUCAUUGACGAAAACUCUGUGAAAGUUUUUAAUUAAUUGUAUGAUAUAUUUUUUACUGCUGACUUUACCACAAAAUUCACAAAUUUCUGUUUUUUUUUAAUGUAAACCUCUCAUGAAAAGCCAAAUCUGUUGACAAUAGAAAUUUGUUGGAUAUCUCACACGCAAUAGAAUGACUAAUUUCUUCAGCAAUGCCACUCAAAAGUAUACUUUUUUUUAUACAUUUUAUCCAUCUCACAAGUCUUUGCGAAGAAAUUUCUCAUCUCUAUUCGCUCAUCUUCAAGAUUUUAUUUUUCUCCAUUCAAAAGGAAUUUUUUUUUAUACAAAAACAAAAAAAAAAAGUGUUAGAAAAAAAUAUUAUCAGUAUAUUGUAUAAGUUUUAAUUAAUCUAUUAUAUACACAUAGUUCUAUUGCUAUGGAAAACAUUCAAUCAUUUCACAUAAAAAUACAUACAUAUACGGUCUGCCCUGCAGAUAAUGCAUAAAUAAAAGAAAGAAACAUAUAAGAAAUCUUUAAAAGAUUUUUUGAUUCCUCAAAAUUCAAAAUUUGAUGUAAAAAAAAUUAUGAUAUUUCCCUCAACAGUAUCCCAUUAUCGCAUACAUAUAAUGUUUAUUAAAUCCUACUACAUAGAAAAACACAGGAUUUACUAAAUUAAUGCAAAAUGGUGUUUAUGAUGUUAUAUAGUGUGAAGAAAAAAAUAUAAUAAUCAGUGUGUAAAAGAUAUAUAAAAAAAAAAUUCAAUGGCAAUUUUCAAACACGGUGUCUAAUCAAAUAUUUCGAGAAAAGAAUAGACUUAAAAGUUAUCAAAAUAAAUUUAAAAAAAAAAUAGCGCAAAUAGAGCGAAGAUGGAUGACUGUUGUAGAGAAGCCAAAUAAAAAGAGGAAUUCUGGUGUCUAGAAUACUGAUUGAAAGAUGGGAAAAAAAUUGUAAAAUACAAGAGAAAAAUUCUUGAGAAAAUUAAACUGCACACACCGUGGGUUAGUCCAGGUGUCUCAUAUUAUACUUA
Molecule: messenger RNA, 2275 nt
Organism: Lutzomyia longipalpis
Lineage: Eukaryota; Metazoa; Arthropoda; Insecta; Diptera; Psychodidae
Gene: Sgf11
Product: SAGA-associated factor 11 homolog
Exons: 2
Coding region: 225-767 (180 amino acids)
Biological process (GO): regulation of transcription by RNA polymerase II; positive regulation of DNA-templated transcription
Cellular component (GO): DUBm complex; SAGA complex
Molecular function (GO): transcription coactivator activity
Source: RefSeq, a predicted model, not a curated record